Molecule: messenger RNA, 1287 nt
Organism: Acanthosepion pharaonis
Lineage: Eukaryota; Metazoa; Mollusca; Cephalopoda; Sepiida; Sepiidae
Source: the annotation of a GenBank genome assembly
AUGGCGGAUAAAGCAGACUGGCAUCUCCAGUCUCAGUUUUUUUUUAAAAAAGAAAAGAAAAAGAGACCACGCAAACUAAAAGCAAGAAAAAUAGUGAACCAAAACAAAAACCAACUGAAACAAGUUCUUCAAAGUCAGUCUUCAUCAGUCAUUGAUUUUGAUGAUAUGGAACUGAUUGACAAUGAUGCUUCUGAUUAUGAGAGUGACUUUCGAGCAAGAAAGGUUGAUUCUCCUGGGGAAUUCAGGAAAGUACAAAAUCCAGACUCUGUGAAGAUGGAAGGAGAUGUAUAUCAAGGAGGUCAUAAUGAUCCAAAUGAGGACAUUCGGCAAAGAAUAAGCCAAAAUGUCACUGAAAUGGUAUGGCAGGCAGGGAAGCAGCAGGCCACCAAAGCUUGGAAUCUCUAUGGAAAUAUUGAUAUCUUGCGACCUUAUUUUGAUGUUCAACCCCAUGAAGUAAAAAGCAGACUUCUUCAAUCUCUUAUGCCACAGAAACCAACAGGGCAAAGACAGAAUGUCCCAAGAGAAUUGUAUGGUCCAAUGAUGGUCAUUUUCACACUGAUUGCCCUUCUUUUGUUUCAAAUGAAAUCUUCUGGCCAUAAAGUACAAGAAGGCACAUUGAUGGGGACCUCUUUUGUGGUGUGCUUCACCUACUGGUUUGGUUCAUCAGGGGCCAUCUUUCUACUGUCCUACCUCUGUAACAUCAGCCUUUCUAUGAUACAAAUUCUUUCCAUGUUGGGUUAUGGUUUAUUUGGUCAUUGUUUGGUGGUGUUUUUAAGUACAGUCAUUCACUCUGCACAUAACCAUAUUGUCUUCUACAUUCUAUGGGCAAUAUUUGGUGGCCUCUCUACUUUAAGGAUGGCUUUUGUAAUUCUUUCUCGGACAUCAGGACAAUCUCAGCGGAUGAUUGUUUGUGGCACAAUCACAUUUCUUCAUCUUUGUUUUCUUUUGUAUCUUCAUUUUGCCUAUCACCAAACAGUUGAAGAACUUUCAGAAGUGUUUAACAAAGAUCUCCUACAGAAGCCAGUUGUUGUAGAUUCAGUUCAGCCAAAGUUUGUUCGAGAAUUAGGAAACGAAAUUGCCAUGGCAACUCAUGCCCUGAACAAACAAGUUGUCAAUCAUGAACCAAAUGCUAACUUGGCCAUCGACAAAAUUGACAAAGUUUUGCAACCUGUACACAACACCCUUCCUGUAGUAGCCCAAAAGCUUGUUGUGGCUGCCACUAACCACACAGCUACCAUGAAAGCAGGGGCACAUAAAAGUUGGAUGAAGAUGGUUUCAGUUGGUUGA